Messenger RNA from Elgaria multicarinata webbii, 1257 nucleotides. RefSeq names its product GTPase IMAP family member 4-like. Lineage: Eukaryota; Metazoa; Chordata; Lepidosauria; Squamata; Anguidae. The transcript has 2 exons. The record is from RefSeq and is a predicted model, not a curated record. Gene Ontology annotation, molecular function: GTP binding. Bases 85 to 936 code for a protein of 283 amino acids.
AACAAACAAUAUUUGCCACUAGAAUUGGAGCUAGAACAAGAACAAGUCUUGCUGAAUAAAAAUCAGCAUGGCUUCUGCAAAGCAAUGGGAAGAAACACAGACGGUGCUAUUUCGUCAGCGCCAGGAAGCAACGGCCAGGCGCCUGAGGAACCGGAGCUGCGCAUCAUCCUUGUGGGCAAGACAGGGGGAGGGAAAAGCGCCACAGGGAACACCGUCCUUGGGAGAGAGUGGUUUGACUCCAGACUGGAGUUCACACCCGUCACAAAGGUUUGCCAGUUGGGAAUCAGAGAAUGGGAGGGAAAGCGGGUUGUUGUCAUUGACACGCCGGCUCUUUUUGACUCCGAUGAAAGUCCGACGUCUGCGGAGGUCCGCCGCUGCCUCCGUCUCUCCAGCCCAGGCCCCCAUGCGCUGGUGCUGGUGUCCCAACUGGGCCGUUUCACAGAGGCAGACGAGAAGGUUGUGAAGCGGGCCAAGAAGGUCUUUGGAAAGGAGUCUGAGAAGUACCUGUUUUCCCUGUUCACCCGGAGGGAAGACUUGCGCAGGGAAAGCCUGGAAGAUUAUCUCUCUCACUCAGACAAGAGGUGUUUUGGGGAUUUCAAAAGCAAGCGGUACUGCGGCUUCAACAACAAUGAAACGGGAGAGAAGCAGGAAGCCCAAGUGGAAGAGCUGCUCUCCAGAAUCGAGCAGAUGGUGAAGGAGAAUAAAGAGAAGCCCUAUUGUGCGGUAACAUGGGAUUCAACCGGUUCCGAGAUUCCAUCUGGGGGGAAAGAAAAGGAGGCGGAAGAAGAGAGGGAGGAGAGGAAAGGGCACAAUGCACCUCUAGGAAAGGGGGAGGAGGAGGACGACGACGACGAGGACGACAACGACAAAGAAAAGCCACCAAUGCUUGAGGACGAUCAACAAGAGGCCCCAGAAGAGAGCAUGACCUGCCUGUAGGCCCAGACCCAGCAAGGGCUUUCCACAGGCCCAGCCCAGCAGCCAUCCUUGCCCUCGUCAUUGAGUCUGCUGCUGGGGCCCCCAGUCUCCUCCCAGGGCCAAACGCCACAGUUCCUUGCGCAUAUCCAGUGCAUUGCUCCGAUCCAGACGACACGACAAUCCUAUCCGAAAGCAGACUGCAAACCAAGGGAAUAAUCCCCUGGGGUGUUCUCCUGUGCAAAUCCCAUGGAAGUUAUAAGGAGCUGCGCAAGAGCUUGUGCAAGAGCCGUUCCUUCCUGGUGGAUUGUGCCACAAGUGAAUUACGGACACAUUUCAGUCAGC